Ceratotherium simum simum (southern white rhinoceros) is the source of this 1128-nucleotide messenger RNA. The record is from RefSeq and is a predicted model, not a curated record. Lineage: Eukaryota; Metazoa; Chordata; Mammalia; Perissodactyla; Rhinocerotidae.
CUUGGGCACCCGGGAGUGGAACCGCACCCCCGCACGCAUUCACUGCGAAGUCUCUAAUUCUCGAACUGAAGACAGCACCCACCCAACUCCUCACUCUCCGCUCCUCUUAGUUCACCCAAUAAGCACAACUCUUCCAAAGAAAAAAUCCAGCAGAAGAGGACUCUUCUAGGGAAAAGUGACUGUCCUCGCAAAAGGAGCAACUGCUCCCGGAGAGAAAGGCGAGGCUCCCAGCCGCCGGCACCAGCUUCCCAAGACCGUGCGAAGAAAAAGGGUACGGCGCCCGGCAGGGACGGGGGCGCGGGCAUGAAGUUGGAGAUGUUCGGCCCUCGCGCGGCCCACGGGGACAAGCCGGGUAGUGACCUGGAGGGCGCAGGCGGCAGCGACGCGCCAUCUCCGCUGUCGGCAGCCGGCGACGACUCCCUGGGCUCGGACGGGGACUGUGCGGCCAACAGCCCGGCGGCGGGCGGCAACGCCAGGGAGCUGGCGGGCGGCGGCGAGCGGAGCGCGGGCGGCGGGCCAGGCGCCGAGGAGGAGGAGGGCCGGGCGGCGGCGGCGGCGGACACGGAGGCGUGCGCGGCGGGGGCCGGCGCAGGGAGCGCGGGGGGCGGCGAGGGCGUGCGCAGCAAGCCGUACACGCGGCGGCCCAAGCCACCGUACUCGUACAUCGCGCUCAUCGCCAUGGCCAUCCGCGACUCGGCGGGCGGGCGCCUGACGCUGGCCGAGAUCAACGAGUACCUCAUGGGCAAGUUCCCCUUCUUCCGCGGCAGCUACACGGGCUGGCGCAACUCCGUGCGCCACAACCUCUCGCUCAACGACUGCUUCGUCAAGGUGCUGCGCGACCCAUCGCGGCCCUGGGGCAAGGACAACUACUGGAUGCUCAACCCCAACAGCGAGUACACGUUCGCCGACGGGGUCUUCCGCCGCCGCCGCAAGCGCCUCAGCCACCGGACGGCGGUCCCCGCAGCGGGGCUCCGGCCCGAGGAGGUCGCGCCGUUCCGAGGCACCGCGGCCGGCGGUGGCGGCGCGCCCCUGUACUGCCCCCUGCGGCUGCCCGCAGCCCUGCAGGCGGCCACGACCUGCGGCCCCGGCCGGCACCUGCCCUACCCAGUGGAGACGCUGCUGGCCUGA